CGCGCGGCCUCGGGCGCCGGCUCCUGGGCUGUCAGCGCGGGGCCGCGGGUGCGAGGAGGUGCGGGAGCAGGAGGACCGCGGGCCGGGCCAGCUGCCGCCGUCGCCGCGGGGGGACGAGGUGAAUGCCCCUGAACCCCCCGCCCCAGGUGCCUCACGCGGAUCUGAGAGGCGGGGUCCCCUCCACUCCGGCGGGCGCCGCGCGCCGUGGCAGGUGGUAAUGGAGGGGAAGUCUCGGCUUUGGCCGCGGCGCCGGGUUCAGGCGCAUCCCAGAUUCCAUCCCUGUGUGGAACAUCUGAACAACUUUUAUUAGUGGAAACAUUAUUUUGCUACAAAAUGAAUUCAGCAUCUUAAUUGAAACCAGCAUCUGUGUGGUUCUGAUUCAUCUGCUAUGGUUUAUGAAGCUUCAGAUCUAAGGAGUACAGGGUCUUUUGCGAUGACAAUAUGACUAAUAGUAAAGGAAGAUCUGUUACUAAUAAAACAAGUGGUGGUCCAAGCAGUGGAGGAGGUUUCGUAGACUGGACUUUAAGCUUACAUACAGUUCAAUCUGAUAAGUUUUUAAACUUAUUGUUGAGUAUGGUUCCAGUAAUUUACCAGAAGAACCCGGAAGACAGGCACAAAAAAGCGAACGGCAUUUGGCAAGAGGGGUUAUCAGCUGUGGCACAGACGUUUGGUACCAGAUCUGAGCCACACGUGGAGUAUCACAGAGUCCCGGAGCCGUCUUUCCAUGGCAAUAAUGGGCACACGCCGCCCAGCUAUAGCCCCAAGUACGACGACUACGCCAACUACAAUUACUGUGACGGAGGGGAAGCCUCCGAAACGACCGCCAUGCUACAAGCUGAGGAAAGGCCCAGUGACGGCGAGGACGAUGUCAUCGUGGAAGCAAACCCGAAGCUGCCGAAGGAAUCCAGCGGCAUCAUGGCCCUGCAGAUCCUCGUGCCAUUUCUGCUAGCUGGCUUUGGAACCGUCUCUGCCGGCAUGGUUUUGGAUAUAGUCCAACACUGGGAGGUGUUCAAAAAAGUAACCGAAGUUUUCAUUUUAGUUCCUGCACUACUUGGUCUCAAAGGGAACUUGGAAAUGACAUUGGCAUCUAGAUUAUCCACUGCAGUAAAUAUUGGGAAGAUGGAUUCACCCAUUGAAAAGUGGAACCUAAUAAUUGGCAACUUGGCUUUAAAACAGGUUCAAGCAACAGUCGUCGGUUUUCUAGCAGCCGUGGCGGCAGUUAUAUUGGGCUGGAUCCCAGAGGGGAAAUACUACCUUGAUCACUCCAUACUGUUGUGCUCUAGCAGCGUAGCAACUGCCUUCAUUGCCUCUCUUCUGCAGGGAAUAAUCAUGGUUGGGGUUAUCGUUGGUUCAAAGAAGACUGGUAUAAAUCCUGAUAAUGUUGCCACACCCAUCGCUGCUAGUUUUGGUGACCUUAUAACGCUUGCCAUAUUGGCUUGGAUAAGCCAGGGUUUGUACUCCUGUCUUGAGAAUUAUUACUACAUUUCUCCGUUGGUUGGUGUCUUUUUCUUGGCUCUAACUCCUAUCUGGAUUAUAGUAGCAGCCAAACAUCCAGCCACCAGGACAGUGCUCCACUCGGGCUGGGAGCCUGUCAUAACAGCUAUGGUUAUAAGUAGCAUUGGAGGCCUUAUUCUGGACACAACUGUAUCUGAUCCAAACUUGGUUGGAAUUGUUGUUUACACACCAGUUAUUAAUGGGAUUGGUGGUAAUUUGGUGGCCAUUCAGGCGAGCAGGAUUUCUACGUACCUCCACUUGCAUAGCAUUCCAGGAGAACUGCCUGAUGAACGCAAAGGCUGUUACUACCCAUUUAGAACUUUCUUUGGUUCAGGAGUAAAUCAUAAGUCUGCUCAAGUUCUACUGCUUUUAGUAAUUCCCGGACAUUUAAUUUUCCUCUACACAAUUCAUCUGAUGAAAAGUGGUCACACUUCGCUAACUGUAAUCUUCGUAGUAGUAUUUUUAUUUGCUGCUGUGUUACAGGUAUUUACCUUGCUGUGGAUCGCCGACUGGAUGGUCCGUCACUUCUGGAGGAAGGGAAAGGACCCGGACAGCUUCUCCAUCCCCUACCUAACGGCACUGGGGGACCUUCUUGGGACAGCGUUGUUAGCCUUAAGUUUUCAUUUUCUUUGGCUUAUUGGAGAUCGAGAUGGAGAUGUUGGAGACUAAUUAAUCCUACAAACUGCUCUCAAGGUACCGAGAAGGAAAACGCAAGAUAACCGCCAAUGGCUUUUUCAGAAAUCGUUUGACUUCAGUCGGGGCACUCUGCACUUGGCCCUGAUUCCAUUAAAUGGCCUUAACGUUUUUUAAAGGAAUUUGUGUCGAACCAGAAUGAACAGUAUUUAUGCUAAUUUCACACAGACAUAGAAUCAAGCUCAAUCUCCGAAGUUAAUGAAGUAGGAAAGCCUAUAGGAUGUUUACAGUGAAUCAUUUUAAAACCACAGACACAGCAGAAAUGUACUUGAUUAUUGUUUAACCUAUAAUGCCAGUUUAGGGGAGAGUUCUAGUUUAACCUCUCUUGUCUCACGGAUGUGUGGUGCCUACCACAUACCAUCCAUAGAAUGAAAGGGGCCCAACCACGCUUUCAAUAGUUUUUAACUGUACCCGCCUCUCUGCUAGAUGAGGAACAAUUUGCCAAUUACUUACUCCUCACCUGACCUAAAUAGGUUCUGCUGAGCAUAAGAUAAAUGGACUUUGACCUGCUGCUAUGAAUUUCCCUGUGCCAAUGCUAAUUCAAUUUCUUCUCUGCAAGUCCUUGGCAGGCUGCCCUUGAAACAUAGAAUGACCUUGAGAGAUCUUUCAUGAAAGCAGUGGGUCAUUUUUGAUCAUUGAUUUGUUGAAAGAAUGUCGAUCUUGUUCAGAAGACUUAAUAGUUAAGAACAGGAAAUAAUCCAAGCUGCAUUUGUAGAGACGAGAAAGUGUGUGUGUGUGUGUGUGUGUGUGUGUGUGUGUGUGUGUGUGUGUGAGAGAGAGAGAGAGAGAGAGAGAGAGAGAGAGAGAGAGAGACAGAGAGAGAGAGAGACAGAGAGAGACAGAGAGAGACAAAUUUUUGAUGGAGAACUGAAUCUUGGCUUGUUGUUAGCAAAGAUCAUAGUGCUUUUAGAAUGUUAGCAUUAUAUAGUUAUUCUUAAAUACACUUUAUUGACAUACUUUUGUCAUUUGGUCCAAAAAUUUUGUUACUGUCCAGAAUGUAGUAUUUCUUACCUACAUGAUAAUUAUUUCUUAUUAAAACCACUGUGCCAUUUAACAUAGAAGAUUUAGAAUGGGCAGGUGAUGAAUUGGUUCUUCUGGAGAAGUCCGUUGAUAUUUUGAGGUGUGCCAUUUUAAGAGAGAAGUUGGUGGGUUACUUCAGUGGUUUCUCAUGCCUGUACAUGUCAUCUGUUUUUUCAGGCUCAUUGCUACAGGGGACCCUGUCAUACACACUGCUAUAUCUCAAACAGUUUCUAACCUCUGAUCUAUAUUCCAAACACUUAACCAACAUUUAUUCAUUCAAUAGGUGAGCAUUUUUAUAUCACAUGUAGUUCAUUUUUAAGACCAUCAGAUAUUUAAUAAUUUAGUUGAUAAGGGAAGAAAAAUGCACAUUAGCUUUGAUCUUCAUGGCUUAGUUGUGAGUUAGUGUUAAUAUUAUAUAAACAGUAGAUUGUUUAUACAUCUAUUGGGGAAAGUGUUCCUAUUAAACUCUUUAAAAUAAGGGGACCAUGGUUUAGAGUUAUAUAUUUUUGCUUAUUUUAAAACUUUAAUUAUUCCAUUCUUCUGCCUUAUAAUGAAGCUUCUAAGGCAGAGAACUGAACGAAUUAUCGAAUUUCUCCUUUGGAGAGUUAAAACGUCACAUAGUGAACAUUCUUCUGAAAGAAAGAAUGAUUAAGUUAAGCUGACGAAUAUUUAUCUGCAAAGACUUUUUUAUUUUUAAAAAAUCCAUAAAUAAUUUAUUCGAUUUUAUUGUAAAGUACUGGUAAAUUACUUGUUUACAUUUGCACCGUGUGAUUCAUAAACAUUUAUAUUUCCCAAUGAUUUCUCUAUUUUGAUUUUUUAAUAUCAAAUAGUGAACAGCAAGCCACAUUUUUGUAAAGAUUGAUUUUAGAGGAAGGAAGAGAGAGAGAGAAACAUCAAUGUGAGAGAGAAACUUCAAUUGGUUGCUUGAACCCGCAACUAGGUAUGUGCCCUGACUUGGAAUCAGACCCACCACCUUUUGGUGUACGUCCAACCAACUGAGCCACACCGGCCAGGGCCAGCAAACCACAUUUUUAAAGCAUUCAUCAACACCUUUGGUCUAGUACAUUGACAGUGCCUGUGAAAUAGGUCAGGUAGGUCUUUCUCUGUAUUAUAACAAAAGAAAUUGGAACUCAGAGAAGUUACAUUUUACAGGUUGCACGGCGGCAAAGUAACCAAAUUGUGACUAAAGACCAGGCGUCCAAUCUCCUGAGCCAGUACUCUUCCUAUGACCCUGCCCCCCCCAUCCCCCCCCCCCCCUUAAUGCACCAGGAGUACCUACCUAAUUACCCAAGAGGAGAGCAAUGGAGAAGCAGGGCUGUCUGUGGAACAGAGCAUUGCUGCUGCUUUUAGAUUUCAGGCAGGGAGACCUCCAUUUAAUGUCUUGAUGGUAAGUGUAGCCAACUGUGAAUUAUUCAUGUUCCUAAGCCCCAGCAAAACUCAGAUAAAUAAAAACAGUAGAAUAAAGAGAACAAUGCCUUAUUCCAGAGAACAUUUCAUUGCUACCACCCUUCCCAGAUCCCGUCAUUCUAGGUAGAUGCUGAGAAAGAACUAGGAUGACUGAUUUAUAGCUCCUUUCUCAGUCUUGGUUACAGCAACAAAACGUCUAAAAGGCAUGUGAUAAAAAAUAAAAAAUAAAAACGUGGAAAAAUCAGUCAUCAAUUAACUGAAUUAAUUUAUAAGAGGGAUGUAGAUUCCUCUAAAACAUUGUACUGUUUUUUGAAAGCCUUUAGAUAAGUAUGCGAAUGAUAAGAUGACCUAUUUACCCACAAAAAUAAUUUGUUAUCAGUCUCAAAUAAUGUGAAUUCACAGUAUUUUUAUACAAUAUAAAAAUUCCUGCUUUCCAAACUUCUUCCUUUCACUAAUCUACCAGACACUUUAUUUACACAGAGAUAAUUUUUUGAAAACAUUUUUUUAUUCUUGGUUACCAACCAUUUUUUUUUUUUAAAUCGUUUCUCAGAACAUGAUAAAAUGGGAGCUUAGGGUAAUGUAUCUUCUGGAAGACAUCAGAAAUUCCGCAUCGAGACUAUCAGUGAUGUAGCCAAAUGAAGUACAUUUUAAAAAGUCUUUCAGUACCUGGGCUUCCUCGCCAUAUAAUGUAUCUGUGGUAUGAUAGUCUACCCAUUUAUUCUGGGCAUCUUUCAUCCUUGAAUUAUUGUAAACUCAAAUAAGAAUAAAACUGAAGAAAUAUUUA
Molecule: messenger RNA, 5398 nt
Organism: Myotis daubentonii (Daubenton's bat)
Lineage: Eukaryota; Metazoa; Chordata; Mammalia; Chiroptera; Vespertilionidae
Gene: SLC41A2
Product: solute carrier family 41 member 2
Biological process (GO): monoatomic cation transport
Cellular component (GO): plasma membrane
Molecular function (GO): monoatomic cation transmembrane transporter activity
Source: RefSeq, a predicted model, not a curated record